Daphnia pulex (common water flea) is the source of this 13853-nucleotide messenger RNA. RefSeq lists its product as uncharacterized. Gene Ontology annotation, biological process: lipid transport. The coding region runs from base 1004 to 13606 and encodes 4200 amino acids. The record is from RefSeq and is a predicted model, not a curated record. Gene Ontology annotation, molecular function: lipid carrier activity. The transcript is spliced from 50 exons. NCBI's taxonomy places the organism in Eukaryota, Metazoa, Arthropoda, Branchiopoda, Diplostraca, Daphniidae.
GACGAGUAACUUGAAAAGUCAUAACAUCACUUAAUUGGAGAUAAAUUUGUAUUGAAUGCUGCUGCUGAAGCAUGCUUUUCAAUGCACACAAUUCAUUGAACAAAUAACAGGUUUAUCUCAUUUUUAUUUGAAAUUCUAUUGCUGUAACAUUUAACUUUCAUUCUUCAUAUGUGUGAAAAAGAAGAUUCUUUAGUCCUUCAAGCAGAUGUGUCUUUAAAAGAUUAAUAACAUAUCCAAGUUGUAGGCCCUAAUGAAUUCCUGUUUUUGACAUGUAUGCGUGCAUCUGUUUGUUUAUAACAUUCCGUAAACGGUUGCUACGAUAUCCAAAUGUAACGAAAUAAUUAUCCCGUUUAAAGAGUAAGUUGAAAAAAUGUUUCAUGCGUAAACAGACCUUAUGCAGACUCUGAUGGCCACAGGAGAUAUCUGAUAAAAAAUGUGUAUAGCUAUAUACCCAGCAGUGUUCUGCAGAUGUUUUUACUUUACAUGAAAUGUGUGAGACGAAACGUUGAAUGAAAACUGAGUUUUCGCACUGCGUAGGCUUAUUCAAAGGCUACUAGGAGGCCACCCACAUCAUACCGGAAUCUGAUACGCCCGACUAUUUCCCUCAACUGAUAGCACGUUUUUUCCCAGAUCCCCUAGCAUCUACCCAACCAUCUUCUUCAGUCGAGAACAUCGAAGGAAGCCGGCCAAUCCGCAUUUAGUCUUAUCACGAGGUCAAAUGUCAUUUUCUAAACUGAUAAAGGGAUAGCUUUGCUCUUUUUUGGGGACGAGCUUUAGUAUCUUUCUAGCCACUACCGCAUACUCGCGUACAGCUGCAAGACUGAACUAUUCUGUUUUCCGAUUUGUUUUAACAAGCUGUUUUUUAACGCUUGCAUUCUAUUCUUACAAUUCACCUUAAUUUGUGUCCUAUACUUGGCGCUCCUUUAAGUGUCGUUAAAAAAAGGAAUUAAGCUUAAUCACUGGCGUGUCAUAGCAACAGUUAUGCGAGUAUUGUGAACGAAAAAUGAAACUUUUCAGCUUUUUUUCGUAUGUGCUAGGAAUCAUUUUCUUUGUUUGCCACGUCAACGCUGUCCCUCCCGGAAGCAGACUAGCCUCGUGCUCCAAAUCAGAAUGCCCUAAAUCUUUAAAAUUCCGCUACAGUCCUGGAAAAAGUUACUCUUACCGCUAUGAAGUUAACGUGGCCUCGUCUGUGGAUGGUGUUAGCGAGUCUAAGGAGUCCCGGAUUCAUUUGACGGCUAAAGUUCACUUUGAUGUCCAUACCCCCUGUGACUGGACCUUGAGAGUUAGAGAUGUGUCGCUGCAAGACUCGGAGUUGGCAGACGAGACGCGUAAAUCGACCGUUCCCGGAGAAAAGGCUUUCAAGGAGGCGCUUGAGCUCUUUGAUCUGUCUUUCACAUUCCACGAUGGUGGAGUGCCCAAUAUAUGUCCAUCAGUUGACGAACCAGUAUGGAGUGUCAAUAUCAAACGGGGCAUUCUAUCCUCCUUUCAAAAUACCAUGCCUCGCUUCGACCUGAAUCACGAAAGUUUAGAUACCGAUGUUAUGGGAAGCUGCAAAGUCGAUUACGUGUUUGAUGGUGCAGAUGCAAACGCUAUCAGAGUGUUGAAAACUCAUGAUUUCUCUUCCUGCACUAAUCGUUAUGGAUUAUCUGAUGCGCUAUCUAGCGUACCUUAUCGAUUCUUUGGGGCGGGUUUUGAAUCUAUUCCGCUGACGAAUUCGACCAGUUGGUGCGAGCAGACAAUCGCUUCUCAUCGAAUUACUCAAUACAGAUGCGAAGAAAAGCAUCUCGUUCGCCCAUUUUCUAAUGAGGGAUCUGGCGCCUCUACCAAAGUCAAACAGUCAAUGGAAUUUAUUGACCAAUUUCCAAUUGAUGAGAUCGAAAACAGUGACUCGGUUGCUAAUGAAAUCAAACCUCGGAAGAGGUCUUCACUUCUUUUUCAACACUCAAGAACAAGCAGUAGCAGUGGUUCUGAUUCGGCAAUCACUUUGCCAUUAACUUUGCAGAGCCUGUGCCAACAUACCGAGGAAGGAGUUGAAAGUGAGGCAGCCGGAGCUUUCGGUCGAUUAGUUAAGUCUUUGAGAACCAUGGAUUAUUUGGCGUUAAGCGAGCUAAUGACCGAAGCAGAUGCCAUGUGUCGUGAUGGCGAAGCUGCUCGAAAACACUUGUUAAACGGAUUGAUUAGUGCGGCUACGAGUGAUGCGAUCGCAGCAAUGAGAGACGAAGUCACCAAAGGAAAAGUGGACGAGGCUUUGAUCGACCGGUGGAUUACAUCGCUUGCUUUUAUCCCUAGGCCCUCAGGCAAGCACUUGAAUGCUGCUUUGCCGCUAUUAGAUAAUGCAGCCUUUUCUCGUCGAAUCAGUUUAAGUAUUGCGUCAAUGGCGAAAAAAGUUUGCGCUACUGGUUGCGUCAGUGAAGUCUUUCUAUUGGUCGGUAAACUCAGCAAGCAAUUGGGAAAUUCCUGUCAGACCAGAUCAAGAGAUGAGCGCGAGGAGAUCAUACUUGCGUUGAAAUCUCUAUCAAAUAUUGGAGUGGCCAUUUCGGGAGAUCAUCUAGACACUGUCAAACAAUGCUUUCAAGAAAAAGACAAUCCCACUGAAGUUCGAAUAACUGCUCUCAAAGCUUUCAGUGACAUUCCGUGCCACAUCCGAGGGAAUGCCGCCAUGGAAAUUCUAGCUGAGAACAGUGAGGAUUCUGAGAUCCGCAUUGCUGCUUACUUAGGAGUGAUGAAGUGUGUUGAUUAUAAAACCUUUUUAACCAUCAAGGAUCUUUUAAAUCGUGAAGAAGUCAAUCAAGUUGGCUCUUUCAUCUGGACUCACUUGAACAACUUGGCUACCACCUCUCUGCCAUCCAAGUUGGAAAUUCAAGGUCUUAUUCUUGAUCAGAACAUGGUUAAAAAAUUUGACACAGAUGCUAGGAAAUUCUCUAGGAAUUACGAGAAGUCGAUUUUACUUGACCAGUACAACGCUGCCGCUAGCUUGGAAAGCAACAUCGUUUUCUCUCCAAAUUCUUACUUGCCUCGUUCGGCAUCGCUUAAUUUGACUGUUGAUAUUUUCGGCCAAUCUGUUAAUCUGCUUGAGUUUGAUGGGCGAAUGGAGGGAUUCGAACUUUAUAUCGAGUCACUUUUCGGUCCAGGUGGUCUUUACCACCAGAAGGAAGUAGGAUACAUUUUGGAAUCAUUGCGCUCCAAAAGAAAAGUGACUCCAUCUUCCCCUAACCAGCCAGAUGCUGGAAAGCUCAAAGUGAUGGGCGAGCAAUUCGAUGCUGCAAGCCGCUUUACAGAUGAACCAGAGAUGUCAAUGUCGAUGAAGGUCUUCGGAAAUGAAAUAGGGUAUGGACACUGGGAAGGUCGCAACGAGAUUUUGGAACGCUUCCGAAAACUCAAUCCUACUUCGAAACUCCACAAUUUGAUGAACGGCGAAGAAAAUCAGUUUAGCUUCGCGUCCCAGUACAUCGAUUCGACUCACACUAUACCGUUAGGUGUCGGUUUGCCUCUCAACUUGGUGGCACAGGGUCAGGUGGUUGCUGAGAUCCGCGGGAACAUGCGGACGGAUCUGAAAUCAAUUUUUUCAAGUGGCAAAGGAGAAGUCGUCUGGAAGGUCCAUCCCAGCGCGGCAGUUAUCUUCAACGGAGCGAUGACUGUCGAUGCUAUUGCUGUAAAAACCGGAGUGACGUUGGAGACAACUCUUCACAGUUCAGUGAGCACUUCUGGUAAAUUUUCGCUUGACGGACUGAGGUUAUUCGACUUGCAAAUAGAUUUUCCACAAGAGAAAGCCGAGAUCAUUACGUUCAAGAGUGAUCUUACGCUUACCCAUCGUAAUGUUAAGACAUCCCUGGAUGGGAUAGUCGAGAACCGAGUGGAAAUGUCAGAUUGCACAGGUGGUCUGACCCAGCGCUAUCUCGGCCUGCAGAUUUGCUCCAAAGUGGGCUACCCGAACGCAUCGGAACAGGAGAGCUUAGCAUAUUUCCCAUUGACCGGACCCAGCCAUUUGAGUAUCGAAUUGACCAAACUCGAUCCAGCAAUAACGUCAUAUCGUUUCCUUCAUAAAGUAGAAAAUACCGAGGCUAUCAAAUCAUGGACUUUGAGUUUCCACCCAGAAGGAGCAAAAGAGUCGAAGGAAGUUGGACUCAAAGCUGGAAUUGAAUAUAAAGAAUCUGAUUCCGGCUUUCUUGAAUUUAACUUAAUGCUUCCUAGCAGAAAUUACGAAACUAAAGGUACGUUCGUAUGGAAGGAGGAGACGAAAAAAAUUGAAGCGUCUUUAAUGCGCGAUACCAAAGAAAAGUUGCUAGUAGUGAAGGCUGGUCUGGAUCGAUCUGCUUGUUCCAAGCAAUCUGCUGUGAUUUGCUAUCAGCCCACACUGACUUUGAUCCUCAGCAACAAAAAAUUAGUUAAUCUUGAUGGAAACAUUAAAUUGACGGAGAAACAAGGGAAGCGCAAUUAUGAACUGGGCCUCAAUUCAACGAUAGGCAGCUGGAGCACUGUUUCUAAAGGCUAUUACUUAAUGGAUGAAAAGUCGCAUGUAUCCAAUUUCACCGUCGAUUACACGUCCAAUCCCAAAACCCGCCCAGAGAGGAUUCAAAUCGAAAUCAAAAUGAAUAAAGAGUCCUCGCAAGGAUUUCGGCAGUUGGAUAUACACCUGGGAGUGGAACCAUCCGCAUAUCCGAAUCGAAAUUUCGUCGGUAACUGGAGAUUGCAACGAGGACUGGGGCAUUUCGAAAACGUGUUGAUGAUGAACAUCGGACCGAUGCCUCGUGAUAAUCGCAAUUCUUUAACGAUUCACCAAGGAUUCAGUUAUUCUGUCGGCUUGAGUCAGAAUUUGAAAUUGAAAAGUCAUUUCGAGAUGACUCUGCCAGCCAAGGGGCUCAAUGUCGGUUUGAUUAUCGGGCAUGAACAGACCGAUUACAAGACGGAUUCGCUUUUUAUUGGAAGAUACGCACCUGACAAGGAGCUCCAGUGUGGAUUGCUGUUUGUGAAAACCCCAGGCGUAUUGCUGAAAGCUAGCGGUGCUUUCAAUUUAACUCUGCCAUCACAACCGGUCAUCAAAUUGAAUGCCAAAAUCCAGGAGCAAUCUAAAAAUAAUUACAGGGUUGACGCUGACGGAAUUUGGGGACAAGACACGGAUUUCCAAUUAAGCAGUAUGUACGAUAACCAAGUACAAAGUACGCACUCCAUUCAACAACUGACUGUGGAAGUAACCGGUUCAACUAUAUAUCCAACCGAAUUCGUUUAUACCUAUAAAACCAAUCACACUGCUUUAGAAGCUAAAGUGCAAUCGAGUUAUGGCAAAGACGCGGUUUCGUUCUAUGUCUUGCAAGAAAACCCAACCAAAGAAGAAUCAAAGAUCGCUACUAAAAUUGGUUACUUAAACUAUCUUCACACUGCUGAUGCUUACUGGAAGGAUCUUCCAGAUGGCAAGAAAGGAACUCUGGACAUUCACGUUGACAAGGUCAUGGACGUUAGAAGUGUUUUUAGCACAGAUGUAGCAACAAACGGACGCCGUGAUGUCUCUCUGGACGUGCAGUGGGACCCCAAUCGCAAUCCUCAAAAGAAACUCAUUAUCAAAACCACAUUCGAACCUUCUAAUCUUAAUCCUCGAGACUGGACAAGUGCCGUCAUUCUCAGUUAUCCUGGCUCAUUUAUCAGAGGAAAUUUCGCCGCUCUUACCCAGAAAAACAACCGUUCCCUAUCUGGCACUGUUGAUUUAGGAUCAAGGAAAACCAUAAGCUUUCUAGCUGCUUCAGUCCGGACGGAAAGCGCAUUGAUGAAUGAGAUAGUUCUAGAAACUCCUUUUGAUGGAUGGAAAUCCAACAAGGCCCUUUUCAAGUCGGAGACUAAUAAUCUGCGUCAUAAAACCCAGUUGACUUCAAAGUGGGGAACAAACAGCCAUUUUGAAGUUGGUGUGGAUGCUCGAAUUGAGAAAAACUCGGUUUCAAAAAGCGCUGAAGUGACACUUGAUUUGAAAAGUAGCUUCGACCAACUUGAAAACUUUAAAAUCGCAGCCAAAGGUGAACUUAUGCCUAAAGUAUUGGAGAAUUCCGUCAAAAUUCAGUGGGCAAAGAAUCAGGAAAUAGUAUUUGGUACGAAUUUCGAGUGGAGUGUUGAUGGUCAGUUUAUGAUAAAAAGUAAUGCGAGUUUGACGACACCGUUUCCGCAGCUGAAGCAAGUUAGUAUUGAGCUCCAUCACAAUACGGAAUGGGACUCGGCCCAACUCUUCGAAACCAGAGGAUCGUUGAUUUUAAACGAACUCAAGUACACAGCCGUGGUCAAAGGAGAAAAUCCCGGAUCGCACAAGCGCUGGGAAGCGACAGCAAUUUUGACGACCCCUAAUCCCACUUAUGCCGUGAUUGGCUUGUCUUCUCAGUACACUGCUGACGAUAAGAAACCUUCAUUUGAUUUACAAAUCAACUGGCCCGAAAAAGCGGUUGGAAUUCAUGUUUCUGCAGACAUUUUUAGCGAAGGAUAUCAUCGAGGGCGUUUUCAUGUGAAAACUCCCUUUGAACAACUUCGAAACUUCUCCGUCGACGGAUCUUUCGCGCCACCUUCUGUCGAUCCUUACGUGUUCAAGCUUGACUUGGGAACCAGAUGGAAUGAAGUGGAAUACGUAACGUUUAAUACAACUUUCGAAGCUGAGUCCGCAAUCAACGGUGACAUAUCGGCUGACCUCAAAACGUCGAUUCCCAAACAUGAAAAUUACGGAACCAGAUUAAAGCUAAAUGUUGAUCUUUCUGAACUUCCGUCUGCCAGCACUGUGAUCGUUGUUACUUAUCCGUCGAAUCGGAUUGGAUUUAGCCUCAACGGAUCCAUGGCCGAAAUAGAACAUGGUUCCUCGACUGACAUCAUGGCUACUCUUGACAUUGCUGAUAGUCCGAAAAUAACGAUCAAUAUCACUCACGAGACCAAGGGCUUAAUGGAUUUCAAGACGACAACCAGUUUGUCAAAAGGCGAGCAGUUCUAUAGUCUAAACAGUUUAGUGACAACAACGGAUGAUGGACAAUUUGUCGCUUCUUUGAACGUAGUGACGCCAAUAGAACGACUGAGUGAAUCAGAAAUUCGAAUUCGCUAUCUCAAGAAGAUUGUUGAUGAAGCCAAUAUAGAACUGGCUUUCGAAGCAGGUGCCAAAUGGAAAGGAUUUAACCAUGAGAAUACAUUAUCCGGUCGUAUCCAUUACUUGAGCUCAGCGGAACAGUUAGAGGACUUUAUGGAGAAAACCACGACCAACUUUGAGUUCAAAGUCGUCAGUCCGUUGGAAAUCCUUCAGCGGCUGAUACUCAAGGCUAAACUUGUCAAUGAAAACUCUGAGAUGUUGCCAAAACUGGAGGCGGUGUACAAUAAUCAUACCAUGACAGUCGGAGGAAGCAUUAACUUUCUCAGUGAAAAUGCCAACAUAGUGAUAACCAGGAAAACUCCAUAUCAGCCAAAGGCGAUGAGCAUUCGGAUGAAUUCGACUUGGGCUGUGGAGGACGACAAGAUUCUAGUCAAGGGAAUAGUGUCAACAAAUCUGCAAGGAUUUAACCGCAUUCCAUGGAAAAUUGAUAUCACCUUUGUGAAUUCUGAAGACGACGAAAACGUCUGGGAAAGACUGGUGACUGGUGAAGCACGCCUUACCAACUCUCAACUAAUUUUAUUGAACGCUGCUUGGCUUCCUGCCAAAUUGACGGCCAACAUAGCUACGCCUUUUUCAUCGUUUAAGAAUGUCAACUUGACCGUCGGCUACGAGCAGUCGAUCGAUUCGUCAACUUCUAUAACAGCUGAACUGUUUAUCAACGAAAAUCUUUCAGAACUGACGGGCACCUUUGAUUGGCCGGAGGAGAAUACGAUACCAGUGUCGACCCAACUAACGCUCAAAACACCUUAUGACUACGAACAGUUGACACUAUCUUGGGAAUCCGCUGAUCCACGAGUAGCAGCUGAACUAUUGGCUUCUUGGAACGAGAAAAGCCAGACGAACAGUUUACAAGUUCGUUACAACUUGGAUUUAUCCACUUUGGAGAAGAUUGAUAUCGAUUUGAAACUGACUCUCCAUGCUGAACCACAGGAGGACGUGUGGGCGUUCCGGUUUAAUUCUGAUACGUCCGAAAAAUUCACUGGUUUGAUGUCACUCACUACUCCGUUGGCGGACUUCAAAAUGGCAGAAAUAUCGGCAUCCAACACCGGCAAAUCUUACACAGUUUUGGUGAAUCUUGACACGAAGCCCGUCUCGGGUAAACUUCGAGCAAGUUUAGUCGAAGAUAAUCAAAGUGGCAUAUCCAUUGAUACAAGUGUGGAAGUCCUGCAGUUUUUCCAGUUUGCCUUCAAAUUCGCCAUUGAUGGCAAGUACAGCGACGUAAGCCUCGAUACUUCUGCCGUUUGGGAUCCGAUACUCGUUCAAUGGGGAAUUCAAUCCAAAUUCAAGCGCAGCGGAUGGAGCAAAUACUCAUGGAAUACGACAUUGUCAUCUGAUUCCGAUCGAAAAUGGCUACUCGACGUCGAUGUGGAUUUUAAGGAUAUUUCCAGUUUUUUCAACCACAAGAUUCACUACGAGGCCGUUCACGACAAGACCUUGUACAGCACAUACGGUUCUCUAUCGAUAGAUGACGUCCACUACAAGGGGCAAUUAGGAGUUGAUUGGGGCGCUUCGAACCCGAUCGAGUUGAAAUUUAAUAAUAAGAAGAUUGCCAAGCAGCUGGGAAAUUCUGUCAUUGAACUGAUUACUCCGUGGUCGAAAGAACCGUCACUCGUCGUCGACGUCACUGUAGAUGCUCGUAACCAGCCCGUCGAGUUUAAGGUCAACGCCGAAGUGGCAGACAGGAUCGUGAUCGUCGGCAUGGACAUCAAGUUUAAUAGCUUCAGCUCCAUGGGAGCCAAAACUAACAUAAUAACAACUAAACCGUGGCUGCCGAUGGCUUCUCUAAACUUCCAUACCGACAGUGGUAGAGAUCCGGUUAACCCUCGGUUUAACGGAUGUUAUGUGCUGGAAUGGUCGGGUGGUUACAUGCUAGGCAUUAGCGUUUUCCGAGAGGAAACGGACAGAGUUUCCGUCCUUCCAGAGAAAAACGUCAAUGGUCUGGUUCAGGUUAAGUCAUCGUGGAACAAGGUACCAGAAGCAAGCAUCCGCUACUCACGAUUGUCUAGCCCAACUGUAACACAAUCGGGAAUCACAAUCAGCCACAAUUUCACUGAAAAGAUUAAAGUUGCCUACAAUUCCACCGACAAAUCAUCGGCCGGCCACGAAUCGAAGGAUGGCCGCUUAGAGUUCAGCGGAACAUUGUUCUCUGGGGGAUUUGCCUUUGGCCGUCAUUUCAAGUACAGUGGAGGCCAAGACGGUGAAAAUUUGCCGCGAAGUUUGCAUCGCAUUUUAGAGAUUUAUGAAAUUGGAAGCCGAAACCAGUUUACUCUGCGUGCCGAGGUUUUAGAGAAAGAAACAUUCACUGGUCAAGAACAUGUUGUCAAGCUAUCUUCUCCGUAUCGAACCAUCGAUUUCUCUACCCGUUACGAUUUCCCCGACGGAGUUUUCCGACACGGAACUGAAUUCCGCUGGAGGCCGGACGCCAAAAUUGCCUACGACAUUGAAAUUGAAAACAAGACCACGGCAGCAGCAAAUGAUUACGUCAUGACGACUACGUUCAUCACACCCGUACGCAGCCUGGGUCUUACUGGAACGAUGCGCCAUACAAAACGCAAUUUGCGAGCCGUUAGCGAAAUUGUUUGGGAUUUGAAGAGAAGAGAAAGUGUGGCAAAGGUUACCGUCACGUGGGAAAAUACCACCAAGACAAGGGACGUUGAAGCUAAUCGCGUAAAAGUCGCCUUCUCUCAAGGAAAUUUGCCGCAAGAAUUGGCGAUCCUUACCGAAGUCCAUCGCAGUGCAAAGCAUCCACUUACUAUGCACACGGAAAUCCAGUACUCCAACGAACCAAAGCGAAAUCUUUUGAUUGACACUGUAGUCACCUCUCGUAGUGGUAAUUACCGGUGCGACAUGAAUAUGACUCAUCAAGCCACCAAGUUAGAACUUCGUCAGACACUGGAGUAUGAGCGCACCGCCACCGGCCGUGCCCAGUUGACGCACUUUUUCUCUCACUCGAACACCGACUCGGAACUCAUGGCCCUCGAGCACAGACUCACAGUUGAUCAACAAGAUAAAAAAAUCAUAUUCACUGCCUCGUCUCCAGCGAUGACGCUAAGGCAUCUCGGCCAGUUUACUCAGUCGGGCAAUAAUUCCCUCCUAUCGUAUGAAAUUCAGCAGGACGAUGGAAUGCCAAGGACCGCCGAGUUCUCUUUUGGCAACCACAUUCCUUACGCCCACUUUGUAGCUCAGUUUGAUCCAGAAAAUCAAAAGGGACUCCAUAUGAAAGCCGGAAUGCCGGAUCGGCGUCAAGCGAUUUUUGAGCUUUUCAACACGGAAGAACAGGAACGCAUUCCGUUCAUUGAUUUUGCAUUUCGAUUGAAUCACUCGCGUUUGGUAACAUCCAAAACUCAAUGGCCGACUGAUUGGAAAAAUCGUUUGUACCAAGGAGUGGGUCGGGUUCGAGGUUCCAUCGCAUCGACGGCUGAUCAGUGGGUGUCAGCCUUCGUGCUGAGUUCCUUUUCCGAGACGGUCGGCUCCAUUUUGACAAUCGGAGAUGAUAUUGCGAUUGUGCUGGACACUGCAUUGCUUAAUUUUAGCGAAGAGAUCGACAAAUUUCAGGAGGAUGCUGAACUGAUGAAACAGAACAUCGUCGAUGGCUACAACUCUAACGCUUUCUUCGCCAAACUUGUUGUUGAAAUGGGUGGAGCUAUUGUUCAAGAUAUGCCGUUCGGCUCCUACGCUCAGAGUUUCGUCACGUUCAUUGAGAAGACGGGCAAUCGGAUUUUAAAACCCUUCACCAACGAGGAUGACAGCUUUAGUCGUUGGCUAGCCUACGUGGAACAAUAUUUCAGUGCAUUAUCAGAGACCGUAACAACUUGGAUGGGAGAGCAGUGGAAAUGGCCGACCGCAGGAUCUUCUAAAGUGUUAGCAGAAAUCAGCACAGUCUUCCGCAAAAUCGCAGAAGAAUACGAUCGCUUCGUCAAACAUUUUCAGAAGAGCUUCUGGGAGUCGAUGCCUGAAAUUGGAGUACCGCUGCGUACUUUAUUAAAGAACUCUUGGAAUGACGUAUAUCAAGUUAUCCGCCCUCUUAUUUUACGCGGGUUUGUCACCGUUGAAGCAGCAGCAUGGAAUGUGAUGAAAGAAGUCUUGGAUUACUUUUACAAGCAUCGAGAAGCUAUUGUCGGGUCAUCCUACUUUCAAAAGCUUUCGCUUUUACUGGACGACCUCAAGCAGUUUUAUUUAGACAUGCAGAGCACUGACUGGCCAUCCAGAGUACGAAAAUACGUGAUUCGUGCAGGCCAGUUUCUCCAACAAAAAUACCUGGACCUGGAUGACUACCUUUCUUGGAUCAUUAAAAUCAAAUCGGAGAUUGCCGUGAUUUAUCAAGGAUUCUUGAUGCAAAAUCCCGAACUACAGAAGGGAGCGGAAAACUGGCAGAAAUUCAUCGCUUUUAUUCAGUGGAGCUACAGCCAUCUUGGCAUUAACCAAAAAAUGUACGAUCUGGUGGCGUUGCUGCGCGAAAGAGGAGCAGAGUUAUGGCGACAGACGGUCACAGAUGCACAAAUGAGACACACUUUACAAAAAACCAUGUUCCGUUUCAAUCCGGAAUUGGGAUCAAUUGAGCUGGAACAGAAAUUGCCCUUCCCUUGGAUUAGUCUGGAUGAAACUCCACUUUUCCAUGAACUGCCCGAGAUUCAGAAAGUCCGUUCACUGUUGUCGCUGUUCAAGUCUUCCAACACCAGCACAAUGGACCUGGUUUUCUCCUACUUACCUAGGCAACAACAACUGUCAAGUUUAUUACCUCCGUUUAAGAGUUCUGCUCACUUAGUUGGACUUCAGCACUUUACAACGUUCGAUGGCCAACACUUUGAUUUUGUUGGACCUUGCACGUAUCUCCUCGCCCGAGACUUUUUAACAAACAACUUUACACUAGCUGUGCAAUAUGUCAGCUCACGCGGAAAGCCUUACGCCUCAGUCCUUCAGCUGAUCAUUGAUGAUGUUCAGUGGGAUUUAGAUCUAGCCAACCGCACCGUACGCGCUAAUGGAAUCAGCCAAAUGCUUCCGUCUUUUGGUUCCUCUACUAACCGUGACACUGCCGCUUUUUACGAAAAUGGGAAAUUUGUCAUCGAAUCAUUCGCAAAAGGAAUUCGACUGGAAUGCAUCGCAGCUUAUGACUCCUGCACUUUUACAUUAUCUGGUUGGUACAACAACAAAGUCGCUGGAUUGCUGGGUACCAUGGAUAACGAGCCAACGACCGAUCUUAUUCGGCCGAAUCGUGUCGUGGACUUGGAUUUAACUUCUUUGGCUCGUUCCUGGGAUGUCUCAUCUAAAAAAGAUUGCAAGACUGUUGACAAUUUUGCACGUAAAAGCGUUCCGUCGGACGAUGGUCUGACUGAGAUCUGCGCUAGCUUUUUCCAGAGCCAAAGGUCUACAUUGAAAAAGUGUCUAUCGGUGAUUGACCCAUCACCUUACUUAAAAAUGUGCCUGAUCAAGUCUCGCCCCAGAGGGAAUGCCCAAGACGGUUGUCAUGCCGCGGCUGCUUACGCUUCGGCUUGUGCUGCUAAAGGUGUGCUGCUCCGCAUUCCCUCGCAAUGCGUCCGGUGCCAGUUGGACAAUGAGUUGCUUUCGGAAGGAGACGUGAAGAAUAUCAACGCGGAUAAGCUCAAUCGUCCAUCAUCUGAUGUGGUUGUUCUACUUGAUCUGAAAAAAUGUAAUGAGCCGGAUGCCACGUCAGCCCGAUUCUUGCCAUCGCUAAUCAACACUCUUGAGAAGGAACUGAUUACACAGAAAGUUACCAAAAACCGUUAUUCGCUGAUCGUCUUUGGUGGAAAAGCUCCAUAUGACAGUCCUAGAGUCCGUACUGUUAACGGUCAAGAGUUCGUUGCUGCUAAGGAUACUGCUAAUCUUUUCGAAAACCUUCCCUUUGGAAACGGGCCUGCUGGAAUUAUGGACGCAUUGCGGUUGGCCUCUAAGCUCAACUUCAGGCCGGGAGUAUCAAAGACUUUCAUCCUUUUACCCUGCUCUAGCUGCGAAUCUGAUCGCGCCCAUGAAAUAACUUCGCAGUCACUACUCGAACAAGAUGUGACAAUUCAUGUUCUGACGAAUGCGGAAUUCCGUUUCAUAAAGGCAAACGUAAGCCGGCAAUUCCUCGGACUGGAUGCUACAAUGGGAUUCACGUCAAAAGAGGUCAAAGGUCGAUUGAUCGGCGAUGCAGAUCUUCGUCGACAAGCUAGAUUGUCACAUUCUUUGCUAGGCAUGUGUGCCCCUGUCGCCCUUGAGACCAACGGGACAAUCUUCGCCGUGUCUCGCUUGCGCGAACAGCGCAAAAAUUCCGGUGACAGCAAACGAGCUGUAAAUGUCUGGGUGAAACGCGUGGCCAUGACAACCCGCCCAGCUGAUUGCCAAAGAUGCACUUGCAAUCUGAAGAAUUAUUUUGAAUCGGUUCUAGACUGCCGUGUUUGCAAAAACAGAGAAACACUUAAUGUCGAUACCUCCUUUCUUGUCGACGAGGCCACUCUACAAAAUUUGAGCAGAAGUACUACCCGAAACCGCUCGAAUGAAAAGUAGAAGUGUUAAUUUUAAAGUUGAGAGUGAAGAGAAAUAAAGCGAAUAAUUCAAUUGCAAAUAAAAAAACAAGGGAAUCUUAACAACGGAGCUUUUCCCAAAUUUGCGGGGUAAAGUGUAUUGUAUUGGCUACUUUUUUGUCUUUAAAUCACCUUUGAAAAGGUUAUUCGGUGCACAUUAUACCCGACAUUAUGCGACUGUUAUGUCAAAUGAAAUAAUAUGGAAUACAGAAUGACCUUUUCCAAAUUGA